Molecule: messenger RNA, 641 nt
Organism: Camellia sinensis
Lineage: Eukaryota; Viridiplantae; Streptophyta; Magnoliopsida; Ericales; Theaceae
Source: RefSeq, a predicted model, not a curated record
UCAAAUGCAAUCGAUACAUGUCUCCCGAGUAUGCAAUGAGAGGGCUAUUUUCAAAUAAAUCGGAUGUCUAUAGCUUUGGUGUUUUGCUACUGGAGAUGGUCAGUGGCAUGAGGAAUAUGUGUUUCCAUUAUCGUGAAAAAUAUUUGAACCUCCUUGGUUAUGCAUGGAAAUUGUGCAAUGAAAGCCGGGCAUCAGACUUAGUAGAUGAGGUAGUGAUUGAUUCAUGUUCCUGGUCUGAAGUAAUGAGAUCCAUACAUAUUGGCCUUCUUUGUGUUCAGGACCACACUGCGGAUAGGCCAACAAUGUCUGUUGUGGUUCUCAUGCUAAGUAAUGAAAUAGAUCUUCCACAUCCAAAACAGCCUACAUUCACUAUUCAAAGCUUGUCAGAUGUCGAUCUUCGGUCACAAUGCAAUAAAAUAUCUUCCGGUAGUAAGGCAUCUCUAUCAAUUAUUGAGGGGCGAUAACCAAUUAACAAAUUAUAUAUAUGUCGCACAACAUAUUUUGAUAUAUUUGUGUUGGCUACGUAUUUUGUAAAAGACUAGUUACAGUUCGACGUGUGGCAGAGUAAGGGUAAUAUAGGAAGACUGUUCAAGUCUUCGAUCCUGAUCGUACACGUGACAGUUGAUAUUGUCUAUUGCGUG